Molecule: messenger RNA, 1412 nt
Organism: Saprolegnia diclina VS20
Lineage: Eukaryota; Oomycota; Saprolegniomycetes; Saprolegniales; Saprolegniaceae
Exons: 7
Coding region: 1-1020 (339 amino acids)
Biological process (GO): rRNA base methylation
Cellular component (GO): nucleus
Molecular function (GO): 23S rRNA (adenine(1618)-N(6))-methyltransferase activity
Source: RefSeq, a predicted model, not a curated record
AUGCGAGGUGAGAAGCGCAAGCGGACGCCCACCCGCGCCGAUGGCAUCCAUCCGCGCAACAAGUACAAGGUUCCGCCCGACUUUAAGGAGCUCUCUUCUUCGUACCCUUCGCUGCUGCCCUACCUCGUGCCCACGGCGACCGGUAGAAUGCACAUGCAGUGGCACCUGCCAGACGCCUUGCGAGAGCUCACAAAGGCCUUGCUGCACCGAGACUUUGGGCUGACGUGGGAUAUGCCAUCGACCAACCUCUGUCCGACGUUGACCAACCGACUCAACUACAUUCACUGGAUCGAAGACCUUCUCCUGCUCUCGCGACGUAUCUAUGUUGGCAACGACAUUAUCGGCAUCGACGUUGGCACAGGCGCGUCGUGCAUCUAUCCACUCCUCGGCCACGCAUUGAACCAGUGGCGCUUUGUCGCGACCGACAUUGACGCAGCAUCGCUCGAGUGCGCGCGUGCCAACGUCGCCGCCAACAACCUCGAGCAGCACAUUUCGCUGCGCCUUGUUGACGGAGCCGCAUGUGUCCUCCCGACGCCACUGCCCCCAGCGGUUGACUUUAGCAUGUGCAAUCCACCCUUCUUUGACUCGAUGGACGAGGCCGACACGAACCCGCGCGCCCACUGCACGGGGUCGCUGAACGAGAUGACGACGCCCGGCGGCGAAGUCGCCUUCAUCGAGCGCCUCAUUGACGCGAGUCGAGUGCUCCAGACCCAAGUACGCUGGUACACGUCGCUCAUUGGGCGCAAAAGCUCGCUUCGUCCACUUCUUGCGGCGUUGCGCGCCGCUGGUAUUCGCAAUACGCGCACGACCGAGUUUUUGCAGGGGCGGACGACGCGCUGGGGCCUCGCGUGGUCGUUUACGAAUGACGGCAUGGACGCUGCCGACCUCGCUGCCCACAAGGUGCUUGGGAAGCGCAAGGAACGGCAGCGGCGGGAUACGAUGGCCUUCCACGUCGACCGUCUCGCCCCGAUGCAAGGUACUCCUUCUGUUCAAGCACGUUGCGUACAAGCAGUUUCAUAGAAGCUAGUCCUAUCCACGGUUGCAGAAUGCUAUGCGAUGUCCAUGCCCGCAUCCUCGAGAGUCCUGGCCAUGUGCUCCAGGGGUGCUUGGCUGUGGACCCCAUGGGCGAAAGCACUGAGGCGAAGAGCGACUACACGCUCACGUACGAACGCGACGGAGCGGUCGAGUGGGUCGCUCAAGCGAGCGUUGUGGCCAUGGACACAACCUUUGACGUGACGCUGACGUGGCGCGACGGGAAGAGAGAUCUUUUCUGGCAGAUCGCCGACCAGUGGAAAGGCGCGAUCGUGCGUACCGGCCGCACGUGGCGGAAGCGCCACCAGGGCUUCUACGUGGAUGCGACCGGCGCCUCCCAAGUAUAAAGUUCGCGAGGUUAACGUGCGAUUGAGUUUCAC